GGUCAUUUAGGAAUUCCGCAGGGUCAGUUUAAUUGACAAAAAUGGAGAGACGAGCGACGUGGCAAAGGAACAGCCGUUUCUGACGAGGCAAGUAGCUCUAAACGGCACCGUCUCAACACCAAAACCCACAAGAAAACGACGCCAUCUCUUGCCUGACUCAGCUUGUACCGAGCAGUUCUCUCCUUGGCAAGAUCAUUUCCAUCUUCUGAAAGUCUCCACCCCUCCCCCACUGUUUUCCUCAGAUAAUUUUAUCCGUCGCCGAUCACGAAAAUCGAAAAUUUACAACGCCUUUUCCCGAACCGGACCGAAACUCACUUGAAGGAGCUUUUCAUCUUCUCUACCGCCGAAUCACCCCGAGUUCUGAACGGUGAUUCCGCUGGGUUCUUGGCCGAUUAUUCGAGCCGACCCAAGUGUUCUGUACCGAUUACGAUUCAACGAACCAUAGUCAGCUCUCUAAUGUGAUCGGGUUUGGUUAGGUCAAAGCCGGAGACUCAAAAUGGAUCGGGCCGCGAUAGCCGUUGGGCUGGGUAUGGAUAUGCCGAUCAUGCACGACAGCGACCGGUACGACUUUGUCCGAGAUAUCGGGUCGGGUAAUUUCGGGGUCGCAAGGCUGAUGAGAGACAAGCACACCAGGGAGCUUGUCGCCGUCAAGUACAUCGAGCGGGGAGAUAAGAUAGAUGAAAAUGUUAAAAGAGAAAUCAUUAAUCACAGGUCUCUGAGGCAUCCCAACAUUGUUAGGUUUAAAGAGGUGAUUUUAACCCCUACCCAUCUGGCGAUUGUUAUGGAAUAUGCAUCUGGAGGAGAGGUUUUUGAGCGAAUAUGCAGUGCUGGGCGCUUUAGUGAGGAUGAGGCACGGUUUUUCUUUCAACAACUUAUAUCUGGAGUCAGCUACUGCCACGAAAUGCAAGUAUGUCACCGGGACUUGAAGCUGGAAAACACGUUAUUGGAUGGAAGCCCAGCUCCUCGGUUGAAGAUAUGUGAUUUUGGGUAUUCCAAGUCUUCGGUUCUUCAUUCACAACCAAAGUCAACUGUGGGAACUCCUGCCUACAUUGCUCCAGAAGUACUGCUAAGGCAAGAGUAUGAUGGCAAGAUUGCAGAUGUGUGGUCAUGUGGGGUGACCUUAUACGUGAUGCUGGUGGGAGCAUAUCCUUUCGAGGAUCCUGAUGAACCAAAGGAUUUUCGCAGGACUAUACAAAGAAUUCUCAGUGUCCAGUAUUCCAUUCCCGACGGCGUUCAAAUAUCUCCCGAGUGUCGUGACCUGAUCUCAAGAAUUUUUGUUUUCGAUCCUGCAACGAGGAUCACCAUUCCUGAAAUCAAGAACCAUGAGUGGUUUUUGAAGAAUCUUCCAGCGGACUUGAUGGAUGAAAGAAUGAUGAGCAACCAAUUUGAAGAGCCAGACCAACCAAUGCAGAGCAUUGAUGUGAUCAUGCAGAUAAUUGCUGAGGCCACCAUUCCAGCAGUUGGGACUAAUAGCCUCAACCAGUAUUCGAUAGACAACCUGGAUAUGGAUGAUGACAUGGACGACUUGGAUUCUGACUCGGAGCUUGAUAUCGACAGCAGUGGGGAGAUAGUCUACGCACUGUGACACCUCUUCUGCAUGAUAGUGAGUUCUUUGGGCCUAGGGCUGUGUGAAGAUCUAACUAAGAGAGUGUGGUAGUAGUGUCUCUGGUAGAUUAGAGUAGAUAAGACCUUAGAGAAGUGUGUAAUGUUAGUACUUAUAAAAAAAAAAAAAAAAAAAGUGUGUAAUGUUAGUGUCAGCAGUGCACCUUGAAGUGGUGUUCAUAGCAUGAAGCUUUUCACCUUUCUGUCUCUGGAGUUUGAGUUUUACAACUUUAUAAAGGGUGGUGGUGGAUUAAAAUCGGACCCGGAGCUGUUGUAAGCCACCCCUUCUCAUUCCCGGUUGAACGCUUGUUUGUUUGUUGUUUUCGCAUUCUGUUCUUUGUGUUGUGGCUUAAAUACAUGGAUGUAUACUUCAACAA
Juglans microcarpa x Juglans regia is the source of this 1979-nucleotide messenger RNA. Its product is annotated as serine/threonine-protein kinase SAPK10-like. Bases 497 to 1585 code for a protein of 362 amino acids. The transcript is spliced from 9 exons. Lineage: Eukaryota; Viridiplantae; Streptophyta; Magnoliopsida; Fagales; Juglandaceae. Gene Ontology annotation, molecular function: ATP binding; protein serine/threonine kinase activity. The record is from RefSeq and is a predicted model, not a curated record. Gene Ontology annotation, biological process: protein phosphorylation; intracellular signal transduction. Gene Ontology annotation, cellular component: nucleus.